UCCCAGUUUCCCCAGCCCUGAGCAAUCACACGACAAGGCCUUCUAUUUUUGCACCACGCUGGCAUCGCUUCCUUGUCCUCACUAACUAAUUCCGCGGCGGUGCUUAUAUCUGACAUUGCAUCCUGACGCUCAAUUCCUGCAAUGGCAACCAAUCUGUUUUAUAUCAGCGGGGCAUGUCGGUUCAGGCAACGGUAUUUACACUGGUUGGCUUUUAAACUCCACAAAGAGAGAAUGAGAUAGAAGAGAGUCACAAGGGAAUACCAUCCCAACUCCAAACAACCAUGGCGAAAAAAGUCUCCUGGCACGACCAAGUCCUCCCCUCAAUCAACUCCCUCAAAUCGGAAAUCCGCACUCUCCAGAUCAAGCCCGGCCCCCCAGACUCUCCCCUACGCUGCAAAUUCCACGUAGCAACUCUCGACGACCUCGACUUCCCCUAUGAAGCCCUCUCUUACGCCUGGGGAAACGACAGUACCAAUACCUAUGAAGACAUCUUCUUCGGAGACAACAAUGUCGGAGUCACGCCUUCACUAGCCGAUGCCCUGCGGCGACUGCGGCUCCCCGAUCAACCAAGACACGUCUGGGCCGAUGCUUUGUGCAUCAACCAGACGGACAAUCUCGAAAAGUCGCUGCAAGUCUCCAUGAUGGGCCGCAUCUACAACAAGUGCAAGCAAGGCGCCAUCUGGCUCGGCUCCCUAGGCGACAUCACUCAGACCGACGCCCAAGCAGCCCUCGACACCCUCUCCUGGAUCGCAGGCGACCAAGACCCUCCCCCCUGGCUAGACGACGAACAGAAAAGAAUCACCGCUGCAUCUGCCUUGAAGACCGUCCUCAACGUAUCCUGGUGGAGCCGCAUCUGGACCGUCCAGGAAGCAAUCCUCCCCCCAACGGCCACCAUCUACUGGGGCCCCUGCGAAAUCUCCUGGGCCGUCCUCGACAAAGCCUCAACAAGCUUCUUCAACGACACGGCUCCGGCAAUCCACCAUGAAUUCUGGGACAACGGCUGCCUGCUCAACCUCCAGGCCUCCCUCCGCGGCCUCAGCGCCUCCCGCGAAGAAGAACUCUUCCAGCUUCUCUGGCGCUGGCGCUUCCGCUCCGCAACAGACCCCCGCGAUAAAGUCUACGGCGUCCUAGGUUUCCGCCAAGAUGUCUCUCUCCCCUCGGUCAAAAUGUGCAACUACGAAGUCGACGUGCGCACGCUCUACCACACCGAACCGAUAUCCCAGGCCUCGCAUCAUCGCGGCAUGUUCGGUGUCGGCGAGGGCCUCAGAGUCGAGGACAACAACACUGCACUCCGCAUCUGCGGCCUGAAGCUCAGCCGUGUCGCUUUGGUAGAAGAGAUUGAAGCUGGCGAGGACAUAGCCGGCGAGGGCUCAGUCGCUUCCAUCUUUCGCUCAUACGGUAACCGAUGGGGUAAACUUUUGUCAAGAUAUCACGAGCAGUUCCCAGACAAGCUCUCUAAUGGCGGGUUGACGGCAUUCCUGGGCCUCAUCACAGGCAGCCUAUCUCCAGAUGGAUCCGACGACGAGGACAACCCCAACGAAUGGGUAAAUAAAAUGGUUCGGUCACAGGCCAUCUUCAUCACUGAGGAUGGACAUAUUGGGCUUGGCCCCCAAAAUGUUGAGUCCGGUCAGGAACUCUGGAUUAUUGGUGGAUGCAGGGUGCCUGUCAUCUUGAAUGCUCUACCAAAAGCGUCUGAUGAAGAGUCAGACCCGAGCUUGACCUUUCACAGCGAGUGUUUUGUGUAUGGUGUCAUGAAGGGAGAGGCUGUAGAGGGCCGAGAAGAAGAAGUGAUAGAAAUCUUGCUUCGCUGAAACUGCAUAUUGGAUUAGCG
Molecule: messenger RNA, 1831 nt
Organism: Trichoderma harzianum CBS 226.95
Lineage: Eukaryota; Fungi; Ascomycota; Sordariomycetes; Hypocreales; Hypocreaceae
Exons: 3
Coding region: 282-1811 (509 amino acids)
Source: RefSeq, a predicted model, not a curated record